CUUUUCAUUUUCUCUAUCUCUCCGUCUCUCAUUUUCUAUUUUUGCAGCUACUCUCUCUGCAGUCUCAAAUUCCACACCAGAUACCUCUUCCUUUCUGCUAUAACCAUCACUCCACUCUUCUUCUUUCAUUUGGGUCUUUGUAGACAUGGAAAGCGAGAGAUAUCUAAGUUUUUUGCUUGUGAUUUCAAUGGGAUUGAUGUGUUCCCACGCGUAUGAUUACUAUGUUGGAAGCAAAGAUGGUUGGGUAUUGAACCCAUCUGAGAAUUUCAAUCACUGGGCUGAAAGAAACAGGUUUAAAGUCAAUGAUUCUUUAGUAUUCAAGUACAAGAAAGGAGGAGAUUCUGUGUUGAUGGUAAAUAGAGAGGAUUAUGACAAAUGCAAUACAAAAAAUCCAAUAAAGAGCUACAACGACGGCUACUCGACGUUCAGCUUUAAUCGAUCUGGUCCGUUCUUCUUCAUCAGCGGGACUCCUGGCAAUUGCGACAAGGGUCAGAAACUGGUGGUUGUGGUCUUGGCAGUGAGACAGAAACCCCCUCCUAUCUCUCCCCUGCCAUCUUCACCUCCUCCAACGUCAUCUCCAUCUCUUCCUCCAUCACCAUCUCCAAAAUCAUCUCCAUCUCUUCCUCCAUCUCCAUCUCCAAAAUCAUCUCUAUCUCCUUCUCCUUCAUCUACAUCUCCUUCUCCAACUUCAUCAUCUCCUUCUCCUUCAUCCACAUCUCCUUCUCCUUCAUCUACAUCUCCUUCUCCAACUUCAUCAUCUCCUUCUCCUUCAUCCACAUCUCCUUCUCCUACUUCAUCAUCUCCUUCUCCUUCAUCCACAUCCCCAUCUCCAUCUCCUUAUCCAACUUCAUCAUCUCCAUCUCCUUCUCCUUCAUCUGAAUCCCCAUCUUUAUCUCCUUCUCCGACUUCAUCAUCUCCAUCUCCUUCUCCUUCAUCUGAAUCCCCAUCUUUAUCUCCCUCUCCAACUUUAUCAUCUCCAUCUCCAUCUCCUUCAUCUACAUCCCCAUCUUCAUCUCCUUCUCCAUCUCUUUCUCCAAUUCCUCUUACCUCUCCUUCUCCAUCUACCUCGAACGAAGCGCCACAAGCUUCUCCACCAGGCACUGAAGUCCCAUCUCCUUCAGCUCCACCUGGUACGUCUGGAUCUUCAUCUUCGCCAGCAGGAACCCCUCCACCUCCAUCUUCUUCUCCUCGCACAUCCUUGAUUUCAGGUGUUUCUACUGUAGUAAUGGCUGUGGUGGUGUUGGCUUCUUUUGUUGGGCCUUUUUAAUCGUGACUUUUAAUGACAUGGGCUUGAAUUGGUAAAGAUUAAAGAGGAACGGUCGUCCAUGCAUUCUUUUGAAUUUUCAUUUUCAUUUUCAUUUUUUUAAUAAACGGAUUUUCAGAGAUUGUGGUUAGUGUUUCGAUUCCCCCCUUUGUAAUAAGUUGUAAUGUUUUGGGAUUCUAAUAUUCAAGUAACUUCUCGUGUAA
Molecule: messenger RNA, 1467 nt
Organism: Magnolia sinica
Lineage: Eukaryota; Viridiplantae; Streptophyta; Magnoliopsida; Magnoliales; Magnoliaceae
Product: early nodulin-like protein 1
Exons: 2
Coding region: 146-1267 (373 amino acids)
Cellular component (GO): plasma membrane
Molecular function (GO): electron transfer activity
Source: RefSeq, a predicted model, not a curated record